Messenger RNA from Cylicocyclus nassatus, 1530 nucleotides. The record is from the annotation of a GenBank genome assembly. NCBI's taxonomy places the organism in Eukaryota, Metazoa, Nematoda, Chromadorea, Rhabditida, Strongylidae.
AUGAAGAUGGUGGACGGCGUGAUUCUCGUCGUCGACGCCUACGAAGGCCCGCAGGCACAGACGCGCUUCGUGCUCCGCAAGGCACUGCAAGAGGGGCUGCUGCCCAUCGUGGUCAUCAACAAGAUUGACCGCCCCCAUGCCGACCCGCUGAAGGUGAAGGACCAGGUGCUGGAGCUGCUCAUGGAUUUGGAUGCCACGGAGGAGCAGUUCGAGGCUCCCUUUGUGUACGGAUCCGCCCGCGACGGCUAUUUCAUGAACAGCCCCGAGGGCGAGCCCCCCGUGGACUGCACCCCCCUGCUCCAACAGAUUGUCAAGCACAUCCCCGCGCCCGAGGAUGCCGACCCCGACAAACCUUUCAAGAUGCUCAUCUCCAACAUCGACUGGGAUGACUACGUGGGGCGUGUGGCCGUGGGCCGCAUCACGCACGGCCGCGUGCAGAAGGGCGACACGGUCGGCCUUCAGAACACGGAAUCCGCCAUCGGCGAGGCCGGCAACAUCAUCGGUCUUUCGGGCUUCGAGGACGUGGACAUCGGCGAGACCAUCGUGGGCGACCCCCGAGGGCGAAGCCCUGCCUUCGUGGACAUCGAGCCCCCCACCGUGCAGAUGGAGUUCAGCAUCAACGACGGCCCGCUGGGCGGCAAGGACGGCAAGAACGUCACCAGCCGCGUCAUCCGCGACCGCCUGAUGCGCGAGAUGCGCACGAACAUCUCCAUCAAGGUGGAGGACACCGAUCUCGCGGGCGUGUUCUCCGUCUCCGCCCGCGGCACCAUGCAGAUUGCCAUUCUCGUCAUCACCCAGACCAUCGACGGCGUGGUGUGCGAACCCUUUGAGACGGUGUACAUCGAGGUGCCCGAUGAGUGCUCCAACGGUGCCGUCCGCAUUCUCGGCAACCGCCGCGGCAUUCUGGAGAACAUGGAGGCAAACGGCACGGGGCGCACCUACAUUCAGGCCACCAUCCCCACGCGCGGCCUCAUCGGCUUCGAGUUCGAGCUGGUGAACCUCACCAGCGGCCACGGCAUCUUCUCCCACCUCUUCAAGGAGUACGCGCCCUAUGCGGGUGAAAUCGUCACGCGCCAGACGAGCACGCUCGUCUCCAUGGAGAACGGCAUCGCCAGCCCCUACUCCCUGCAAUCCAUGGAGGAGCGAGGCCCGCUCUUCAUCGGGCCCGGCGAUGAAGUGUACGAAGGCAUGAUUGUGGGCGAGAACCCCAAGGAUAUCGACAUCCCCGUGAACCCCACGCGCGAGAAGCACCUCACCAACCACCGCUCCGCCAACAAGAACGUGUCGAUUGCCCUCACGCCUCCCCGCGUCUUCUCGCUGGAGCGAGCCAUCGAAUACAUUGAGCCCGAUGAGCUGGUGGAAGCCACGCCGCACUUCAUCCGCAUGCGCAAGCGCAUCCUGAACGCCACGGAACGCAAGCGCGCCGCCUAUGCGGAACAGAACCUCAACGGGGCAAUUCUACGACAUAUUGCGGAAGUAAUACCCCAGCGCGAGCAUCAGCAGGAGGAGGAGUAUGCCUACCGCAGCUGA